AUGCAACCUUUCAAUAAGUACUACCCACCCGAUUGGACCCCGGACAAGGGCACAGUCAAUCAGUUUGUGGGAAAGCAUCCGUUAGGCGAUCGAGCACGAAAAAUCGAUCAAGGCAUUCUCGUCGUUCGAUUCGAACUGCCUUUCAAUAUAUGGUGCACAGGCUGUGAUAAUCAUAUUGGCAAAGGUGUUCGAUAUAAUGCCGAGAAAAAGAAAAUUGGCAAUUAUUACAGCACGCCUAUACUGCAGUUUCGGAUGCGAUGUCAUUUAUGUAGCAACUGGAUUGAGAUACAAACGGACCCAAAGAAUACCGCUUAUGUCGUAGUGAGUGGGGCCAAAAAAAAAGUCGAAGAAUGGGAGCCCGAGGAUACCGAAGUGAUACGCCUCCAAGGUAAUCUGGGAUAUAUGAUAGAUGAAGACACCAAAGAAAAGCUAGAAAGUGAUCCGAUCUAUCGAUUAGAGCACGGCAUCAAAGAUGAAAAAAUACUUGACCAGAGUAAACCCCAUCUGACGCAAUUGCAAGACUUGAAUGAUGCCCUAUGGAAAGAUCCAUAUGCUCGCUCUCAAGCACUACGACGGAAAUUUCGUGAAGAGAAGAAAAAAGACAAAGCCAUUCAGGAGAAGACCGAACGUUUACGGGAUAAACAUUCGCUACAGAUCGAGCUUUUACCCGAAGAUCCUGCGGAUCAAAUCCAAGCUAAAUUAAUGACCUAUGCAGGCAAGUUUUUGUCAGAGGACAUCACAGUGGUUCAGGAUAGACUGAUGCUUAUUGGUCUGUGGUUCUACCUUUUUUUUUUCGCCCCUGGUGCUUAG
This is a messenger RNA of Radiomyces spectabilis, 810 nucleotides long. RefSeq lists its product as uncharacterized. Lineage: Eukaryota; Fungi; Mucoromycota; Mucoromycetes; Mucorales; Radiomycetaceae. The transcript is spliced from 6 exons. Gene Ontology annotation, biological process: mRNA splicing, via spliceosome. The coding region runs from base 1 to 810 and encodes 269 amino acids. Gene Ontology annotation, cellular component: post-mRNA release spliceosomal complex; U2-type spliceosomal complex. The record is from RefSeq and is a predicted model, not a curated record.